UAAAUAAAUUAAAAAAAAAAAAAACAGAGUCUACUGUGAAUUAUCCGCAUGUGACCACUGGAGUACCAGAAGAAAGCAAAACAUCUUUACAGAUUUCAUUCUGCAAGGAGGCAUAAAAAUGUGAAAAAUCUUAUUGUGAAAAUUGUAUACGUGGAGAGAGAAAGCAAGCAUUUAUUUGUUUGGCUGUAGUUCAGGGGGAAAUCUCUGCAGAUGUAUGUAUGCAUGUGUUUGGCUGCGCCGGGCCUUUGUUUAUGGCACGUGGCAUCUCGUUCCCUGACCAGAAAUAGAACCCGUGCCCUGCACUGGGAGUGUGGGGUCUUGGCCACUGAACCACCAGGGAGGUUCCUGGUCUCAGAAAUUUUAAAUACCUGUUUUCCUGAUAUAACUCACUUCCAGUUUGGAUCAUUGCUGUGAGUUAAUUUUUUUAAAUUGUUUGAUGGAAAGGAAAAACACACUAACAUCACUUAGACUCAUUCCCCGCAGGUGUGAGAUGAGUGACUCCGAAGAAGAGGGCCCCCCCCAGCUUUCUUCAUACGCCCUUGCAGCUCUGCAGGAAUUUUAUGCUGAGCAGCAGCAGCACCACCCUGACCUCCGUGGUGAUGACAAGUAUAACAUUGGGAUAAUAGAAGAGAACUGGCAGCUAAGCCAGUUCUGGUACAGCCCGGAGACGGCCCUGCGCCUUGCUGAGGACGCCGUGGCAGCUGCUGGGGAGGGCGGCAGAAUAGCGUGUGUGAGCGCCCCCAGCGUCUACCAGAAGCUGAGAGAGCGGCACAGAGACGCUGUCUCUGUCUGCAUCUUUGAGUACGACCGCAGGUUUGCCGCAUACGGAGAGGACUUUGUCUACUAUGACUACAAGAACCCUGUGGACUUACCUGAGAGGAUCGCCACACACAGCUUUGACAUCGUCGUGGCAGAUCCCCCCUAUCUUUCGGAGGAAUGUCUUAGGAAAAUGUCGGAAACCAUCAAGCUCCUGACUCGGGGCAAGAUCUUGCUAUGCACAGGUGCUGUCAUGGAGGAGGCGGCAGCAAAGCUGCUUGGAGUGAAGAUGUGCAAGUUUAUUCCAGAACACACUCGCACCCUGGGAAACGAGUUUCGCUGUUUCGUGAAUUAUGACUCCGGGCUAGACCGUGAUCUGUCAGUACAGCUCCCAGUGCAAGAAGGACCCAAGUGACGUUUCCUCUCUGAAAAACUACCACCUCCCCAGUCCUCAUUUUCGAGAGCCGAGCCCUUGUGAUCCUGAAGUCUCAAGAGUCACAGCUGUGACCUCUGACCUCAUGGGGGACACACUGUAUGCAGGUCACACCCAGGUCACACCCUUGGAAUUCUAGCCCCUCGGGAGCACAGGACAGAAAUGAACCAAACGCGAUCAGCCCGAGGGGACCUCUGUGGACUGGUCUUCCCUGGCCGGGACUGCUGGGCAGCAGCUGAAUUAAGAAGUGUCCAGCUAAGAAGGACCUUCACACAACCAGUUAUGGAAGCACAGAUGCGGGAAGGCACGUGAUGGGUGACAGGGUGGGGAGGUAGAACCUGACCGGCUGUCAGCGUUGGAGGCAGGAGACCGUGUCAGCCAGGCUAACUGCCCACGGCCUGGGGGCAGCCAUGGCCCCUUACUUGAAGGGAGGUCCAUGGAUCGCUUCCUCCUUUGGGUCCAGCAGCUUUAGACACUGAUGGAGCAGAUGACUGAGCAGGAAGACCUGGAAAUGGCAUCUUGGCAGCAGCAAGUUCACCUGAUGACGCUGAGUACAAGCCACUUAGACAGCAGGAAAGAGCUACGACAGUCUGUGUGGGGCGAUCUGUGGCCCCAGGGAAGGAGCAGAGGGACAUGUCCGAGUUCUUGGCCACCACGUGGAUGUGGGGAUAAGGUCAGGAAAGAUCAGGUGACCAAGACAGGUGUCACAAUGGAGAGGGAGAGCCAACUCAGGCGUAGACCAUCCUUCCCAAUUCCCUUCUCAUUGCUCUGGGGGGUGGGGGCAGAAAUCUGUUGAGUUGAACAGGAAUAGGGCGGCAGGGUCGGCUGGCAAACACCCUUGUCUGCCCCAGGACCUCAGAUCCACACCGAGCCCGUCCAGCAUACGCACACAGGGCUGACUGUUAUGAGCUUUUCAUCACUUACCCUCAGUCCUGCCUUUGCAAGAGCUUUACUUUUCCAGCUCUCCAAGCCCUGAACUGCCUCAUUCCCAUCCUUCAAUGAGGGCACAGCCCCCCGGGGACCCCGCCAGGCAGGAGUGGGGGUCAUGUCAGGAAGAACCCCAGCUCCUCCGUUUUGCCUCCAAAGGCCUCCACAACCUGCUCCUGCCGCGUACCUCCCUGAGCUUGGGCAGACACCCCAGUCCCGCAGUGGGACGCCUGGCGGGGGCCGCAGCUGAGCUUUUGCUCAAGGUGAACUCUCUCCCAAACCAAUCUCAUUUCUCAAGGUCCAGUGCAAGUCAGUAUCUUGAGUUUUCAGACUGCCUUAGUGAAAGUUAACCUUCACUUUCCCCAUAUUCCUACAACACUUGGGGCCACAGACAACUGUACCUUUUCCUCCCCUUCCCCUGGGAGGGAAAGGUAAGGGCUGCACCUGUCCUCUCUUGCUCCAGCAAGCCCACCCAGUGCUGCACAGCAGAUGGUGAGAGGGUGGGUCUGACUCAACCCCUCAGCUUCCUGUCAUUCACACCUUAACUUAGCAUUAGGAGGACAAGAAAUUUAUUAUAAUAUCUCUGCUCACACUGAACAAAUACCUGAGUGCCAGGGAUGUUUCAGGCAGUAGGAAUACAGAUUAAAUAAUACAGUCCAAGGACUCACCCUCUCCGGGGUAAAUGCACAAAGAAAGUUAACCCAGCCAUGGCAGCACGGGCGGCUUCCUGCCAAAGGGGAGCCUGGGUGGAUUGGUCCAGAUGGAGGGAGGAAGGGCCUCUGGGCAGAGGUCAGAGCCUAGACUUGGGACCACCAGGUAGGAGGUGCCGCCCAGGAGAACUGGCACAGCUGGAGCCCUCUGUGGAGGGUCUGACCCUAAAGGCAGCAGGAUGUUAAAGGAAGAAGUGACCCAAUCUCCUGGAGUUUAGGUCUCUUGGGAUACAGAGUGGAAGACAGUCUGGAGCCCAGGAGAGAUCUUGGCUAAAGAGGGAGAUUUUUACAUUAUUAGCACAUGAACAGUAGUUAAAUAAGAUCAUUCAUGGAAGUGUAGACAGAAACUCAACAGGUUUCAUUCCAAGAGGGAAAAGAGGCAGGGCAAUUAAAUAUUAACAGCCUUGAGAAACCACCAGCAAAAUGAAAAGGCAGCCCACUGAACAGGAGAAAAUAUUUGCAAACCAUAUGUAAGGGGAUAAUACACAAGAUACACAAAGAACUCGUGUAACUCAAUACCAAAAAAUAAAAAUGUAAUUUAAAAAUGGGCACAAGACCUAAACAGACAUUUUCCCAAAGAAGGCAUACAGAUGUCCAACAGGCACAUGGACAGAUGUUCACCAUCAAUAAUUAUUAGAGAAAUGCAAAUUGAAACCACAAUGAGAUGUCACCUACAUCUGAAAGAAUAGCGGUCAUCAGAAAGACAAGAAAUAAGUAUUGCUGAGGACACAGAGAAAAGGGAAGCUUUGUGUACACUUGAUGGGAGUGUAAAUUGGUGCAGACACUCUGGAAAAUAAUAGAGAUUCCUCAAAAAAGUAACAGAACUACUAUAUAAUAGAGCAAUUCCACUGCUGGGUAUUUAUCCAAGGCAAACAAAUCACCACCUUUAAAGACAUAUGAUCACUGCAGCAUUAUUUACAACAGCCAAGACAUGGCAACAACCUAAGUGACCGCCAGUGGAUGAAUGGACAGAGAAAUGUGGUGUACAAUGGAAUGUCGUUCAGCCAUGAGCAAGAAUGAAAUCUUGCCAUUUGCAACAACAUGGAUAGAACUUGAAGGCAUUAUGCUAAGUGAAGUCAGUCAGAGAGAGGACGAUAAACACUACGUGAUCUCAUAUGUGACAUCUAAACAAAACAAUCAUAGAUACAGAGAACUGACCAGUGUUUGCCAGGGCAGGGAGUAGAGGGUGGGCAAAAUGGUACAGGGAGUCCAUGGUACAGAUUUCUGGUUAUAAGUUGUGGGGAUGUACAGUACAGCAUGAGGACCAGCUAACGUGCUGUGGCAUACUUACGA
Molecule: messenger RNA, 4119 nt
Organism: Capra hircus (goat)
Lineage: Eukaryota; Metazoa; Chordata; Mammalia; Artiodactyla; Bovidae
Gene: EEF1AKMT1
Product: eukaryotic translation elongation factor 1 alpha lysine methyltransferase 1
Exons: 5
Coding region: 437-1171 (244 amino acids)
Biological process (GO): methylation
Molecular function (GO): protein-lysine N-methyltransferase activity; nucleic acid binding
Source: RefSeq, a predicted model, not a curated record